This is a messenger RNA of Priceomyces carsonii, 1572 nucleotides long. RefSeq lists its product as uncharacterized. The transcript has a single exon. The record is from RefSeq and is a predicted model, not a curated record. Lineage: Eukaryota; Fungi; Ascomycota; Pichiomycetes; Serinales; Debaryomycetaceae. Bases 1 to 1572 code for a protein of 523 amino acids.
AUGGUUGAUUUAUUAGGAUCUAGGGUUUCAAUUCCUGGCACUAGGUGUUAUGGUAUACUUAGAUACUAUGGCCCAAUUGAUGGGAAAAUUGGAAUAUUUGGUGGUAUUGAACUUGUGGGACCGAUUGCAGCCUCACGAGGUAAAAACUCAGGCGCUGUAGAUGGUAAGCAAUACUUUGAGGUAGAGCACCCUAUGACAGGUUUAUUCUUACCCCUUGAAAGACUUAAAUCAGUGAAUCCUCAUCUAUCUCGCCUUAAUUCGUCUGUUCAAGGUAAUGAUCAAACUGAGAUAUCUGAUAUCACUGACACGCCCUCUCCUACUUCGAGAGGUACAAGAGUUCCAGCUUCUUUCUCUACGCGUGGACAACAGAAGAUUACUAUCCUGAAAAGAAAAAGUCUGAAUAAUCAAAGUAGGGUAUCAUCACCUAUUAAAGAAACCGAUAUUCCUAAAGCCGUGGACCUUAAAGAGGAGGACGAUUUCCAAGCGAAAUACAAAGCACUAAAAGAGAAAUAUGAGCUAAUGAGCAGAGAGAGUUUUGAAAAAAAUGCAAUCCUAGAUGACCUCAGGUCGACAGUUAAUGAAAUACAGCCGCUCCUUGAAGAAUAUGAACACGAUGCCAUUGAGAAGGACAAGAGACUUGAAAGACAAAAAAUUGAAUUUGAAAAUGCUAGAAGAGAUUGGAAAGAUACCUUGGAUUUAAUGGUUUCAAAUCAGCAAGAAAAUGAGUUACUUUUUGAGACACAAAUAACAGACUUGAAUAGGAAGAUUGAACAAUACCAAGCUUUAUCUAACGAUCAACCCACAAAAGAGGACGUAAAAGAAUUAAGAGAUGACUUGAACGCAACAGUUGAAGAGAAAGAAAAAAUGCGCCUGGAAUUUGAAGCUAAGAUCUUGAGACAGACUGAAGAGAUCAAAGAAUUAGAAGGUCGUCUCAGUCUUUUAAGCUCUUCAAAUCUGCGAUCAAAUGAUCAUACCUAUGAGAUCGAGCAUCUCAAACUGGAAAACAAAAAGUUGAAAGGCAAGCUUCUGGAGCUCGAAUCUCAUUCUCGAACGAAAAAUGAAGAGAUGGAAAAGUUACUUCUGAAAUCGGUAGGUUCGAUCACAUUAACAGAGUCUCAUGUCUCUAGUUCCGAAAACGGUGGCUUGAAUGACUCAGAAUCUUCUCAUCUAAAGAAAAUUAUUGAAGACCUAAAGAUAGAGCUUGAGUCAAGGCCGACUUUCGAAGAGCGAAAUAAAUUAAACAAAUCAAUUGAGGAGCUCAAGAGCUUGCACAAUUUGGAAAUUUCAACCAAAGACAAGGUGCUAGACGAGUUUUUGAGCUUAGAUCUUAGUGAAAAACAAAACCAUGAGAAAUUAUCCAGCCAGAAGUCUAUUCUGAUGCCCGAAGUUGAACCUCAACCAAAGGUCUUGACUGAGCAUAGCAUAAACACGCUUCUUUCAUCCCAACAUCUCCCAAUAUAUAAGCCAGAAAAAAAAUUAGAUCCGAGUGAAGGAAAGGCCUCCUGGUGUGGACUUUGUGAACGAGAAGGUCAUACGAGUCUCCACUGCCCAUAUGAAAAUGAUUUAUUUUGA